Aspergillus glaucus CBS 516.65 is the source of this 957-nucleotide messenger RNA. RefSeq lists its product as uncharacterized. The record is from RefSeq and is a predicted model, not a curated record. NCBI's taxonomy places the organism in Eukaryota, Fungi, Ascomycota, Eurotiomycetes, Eurotiales, Aspergillaceae. The transcript has 2 exons. The coding region runs from base 1 to 957 and encodes 318 amino acids.
AUGGCCCCCAAAAUCGGCGUCUUCCCCGCCUCCGGCAGUCUCGCAACUUCCAUCAUAAACCACCUCCUCCGCCUCGUCCCCGCCAGCGAACUCCUCCUCAUCGCUCGCUACCCCGACAAAUUCGCCCACCUGAGUCGUGACGGCGCAACGAUCCGCUACGCUGACUAUGAUGAGCCCGAGUCGUUGAAGAAGGUGUUUGAUGGGGUGGGUGUGUUGAUGCUGGUUUCGUAUGCGUCGUUUGAGAUUGAGCAUCGUGUUGAGGCACAUAAAAGAGCGGUUGAUAGUGCAGUCCGCAGCAACGUCCAACAAAUCUUCUACUCCUCGCUCGCCUUCGGCGGCGACUUAUCCACAACCUCCGUCGCGCACGUAAUGGGCGCCCACCUCGCAACCGAAGAGUACCUCGCCAACCUCAACCCAGGCUACUUCUUCAACUAUACCGCCAUCCGCGAGGGCAUAUACUCCGAGUCCUUCCCGAUCUACACAGCCUGGUUCGACCCGUCCGACCCUGCCUCACCACCAAACAACGAGAUCACAAUCCCGCACGACGGGUCCGGUCCGGGUGUGGCCUGGGCGAAACGUGAUGAAUUGGGCGAGGCGACUGCGAAGAUGAUCAUCUCGUAUGUGAAGAACCCUGAGGGAUUCCCGUAUGUGAAUCGGGUGGUGCUGCUUAGUGGGCCGCGGGAGGUGAGUUUGAAGGAGACGGUUGAGGUGUUGGGACGGGCUACUGGGAAGGACUUGAGGAUUAGGGAGAUUUCGGUGGAGGACUAUGCAGCAUUGCCGCAGAUUAGGGAUAGGCAUAUGUAUCAUGGGAGGGAUUUGGCGGUGGAGUGGGCGAGUGCUUGGGAGGGGAUUCGAAGGGGGGAGACGGCUGUUACGACGGCGGUGUUGGAGAAGUGGUUGGAUAGGGAGCCGGAGGAGUAUGAGUCUACUAUUGAGAAGUUUAUUAGGGGUCAGUAG